Amphimedon queenslandica is the source of this 1935-nucleotide messenger RNA. RefSeq names its product serine-rich adhesin for platelets-like. The record is from RefSeq and is a predicted model, not a curated record. Bases 78 to 1709 code for a protein of 543 amino acids. NCBI's taxonomy places the organism in Eukaryota, Metazoa, Porifera, Demospongiae, Haplosclerida, Niphatidae. The transcript is spliced from 9 exons.
UCAAAUGAGUGGGUGUUUACUCAGUCCGCAUAACUCCGUAAACGUAGUUUCAGCCCCACCCACUCGAAGCAACAAAAAUGAAGAAGACACUGAUGCUAUUUCUUUUUCUUUUAUUUUAUUUUACAAGGACAGGGAUUAAAGGAGAUAUUGUAAUAGCGUCUGGAGAAAGAGGAGUGCCAGUAGGAGAUGAUUUCAUCUUUAACUGCUCCACUUCUAAUGAAGAGGAGCCAUUAUACCUCACUAUCAAUGGAGAAUUUGAAGGAGACUAUUUUAAUAAAACAUCUUCAUCCACCAAAGGGCCAGGACACGUUACAUAUACUUACUCUAAUGCAGGACUCUCUGAUAAUGGACUGAUAUUCCAAUGUAUUACUAAUGAUAAUGAAGCCUCUGACGUAUUACCAUUGAUAAUAUACAUACCUCCAGUUUAUACACUGGGCUCUCAAUCCCUGGUAUUGUUCAACAGUACCAACAGCUGCAUCAGUAUAAACAUUCAAGCUAUACCUUAUCCUAAUAAUUAUUCAUGGACCCAUGGUAACGUCUCGUUAACAAUGACCACACCCUCGACUGGUAUAAGUACGACCCCACACAGUAUCUGUUUCAAUCCAGUACUAACUAGUUAUAAUGGUUCCUAUACACUGAGCGCUAGUAAUCCAGCUGGAAAUGGAAACAUAACAUUCAACUUAGAUAUAUAUUAUGGUCCAUCUUUCUCUGAUGGUGAUAAGUUAAUGGAGUUUCCUGUUCAUUCUAACGUUACUAUUGAGUGCCAAGUGAUAUUGGCUAAUCCCAAUUAUUAUAAUCUCUCACUGAACUAUUCAACAGCAGCUGGUCCUAACAGUAAUAAUACAAUAGUUACUAUUGAUGAGUCGUCUGGUCAGUUUAUUGUAACAAAUGCUACUAUUGAUAAUGGGGGGAACUACACUUGUACAGCAGCUGGGGAGUACAAUACCACUAGUGUAACAUAUUGGAUUUUUAUUGGAGGUCCUCCAUCAGUAGUUAUUAAUGAGGUCAAUAUUUCAAUUAAUAAUAAUAAUUUAUUAAUUGACGCUUCAGUCACUGAUAAUGGAUCUGCUCCUGCUUCUGGUCUUACGUUUAAUAUAACAAGUAACUAUAGCAACAGUAACUAUGGUAACACAGUCACAUUUGCCUCGCCUAUUGUUAAUGCCACAAGAUCACUUAAUGGACUAAUAGUGACACAAUAUGCUGAACUAUUAGAAUUACUUGGAGGUAGUGGUGAUUAUGAGCUAUACUUGACCAUAGGAGCUUUUAAUGACAUUGGAAUUAACAAUUAUUUAUAUAAUACAACUUUUACUGUACCAAUUUUUUCAUCUUCAUCUUCAUUUCCUUAUUCUUCAAUGGAGUUCACUAGUAGUAUAACCAGUAUUACCAGUAUGACCAGUUCUACGAGUAGUACAGUUAGUCCUACCAGUACCAGUACAACUGGUCAUACUAGUUUAACUACAUCUAUACAUCCAUCAUCAUCUCCAAUACCUCCUCACUCUUCAAGUAGUAUAGGAGGGAUUAUUGCAGCUGUUGUUAUAGUACCACUAGUCUUGCUUGUGGCUGUGGCUGUUUUUGUUACUAUAUUAAUCUGUAUCUUAAGGAGAAGGUCAAAGAGACUAUCAGUGUCCAGUCGUGAGUAUAACUAUGAACAGAUUGAUGAUGGGAGUUCUUAUGAGUCAUUCAUGGCAGAGCCUGACAAUGACUUUUAAUGAUUAACAUAAUUUUGUGUAUCUUUUUCUUUUAAAUUAUUUUUGUAAUUACAGUGCAUUAUUGUAUUUUUAUGUAUUAUAAUUAUUGCAUUCAAAAUUAAUUUUAAUUGCAGUAGAACCUCCUAUUGUGAAUACUCUAAAAUAAGGACACCUCUAUAAUCAGGACAGUAUUAUUACGCAUUUAAAACAGACAAGUUUUAACAGUGUUAUUGUUAUUAUUAUUAUC